AUGCCCUCCUUCACUGUCGAGGCGGAGGGCGAGACGAAUCCGCUGACUAGAGGUCUGGUCAUCUCUACCCUCACAAAUGCUUCUCUACCCACGGCCCAGGCAUUGAAGGUGGCCACUCAGCAGAUCGGUAACUGGGAGAAGACACCCGGUUAUUUUGCCCUUCUUCAAGAUGUCUAUGCCGACCUAUCACUCAGCAAUGAAGUCCGAUUUCAAGCCAUCAUUCAACUCAAGAACGGUAUUGACAAAUACUGGCGCAAGACGUCUUUUAAUGCCAUAGACAAGAACGAAAAGGCGCAGAUUCGGACAAAAGCGAUCGAAGCCGGCGUCCGCGAGCCAGUUCCCGCUCUGGCAUUGCAGAAUGCACUGAUGCUUGCUAAGAUUGUCCGUUACGAGUUCCCCCACGAUUGGCCUGAUAUUAUCACCACCAUCACUCAGUAUCUCCGCGAUGCCAUUCAAGACCCUGCCACAGGCCAAUAUACCUCCAACAUCCUCACAAUCACUUUACAAAUAAUCAAGGAGCUCGCCUCCGGACGAUUACAGCGGACAAAGAAAAGCCUGCAACAAGUAUCUCUGGAGCUCCUCCAAGUUCUUGGCACCCUUUACAUGAGUUUGGUAGCUCGAGCGGACUUAAGUUCGGCACACCCUGAUCUCGCCAGUGCUCGCAACAGCCACUCUGCCCUCAAGACCUUGAGACGUCUCCUGGUCGUGGGGUUUGAAAGCCCGCACCGCGAGCAAGAUGUUGCUCAAUUCUGGAUCCUCUUGCACGCACAUCAGCAGACAUUUUGGACAGCUUAUAACCACAAUCCUCCUGCCGAGGUGAAACCUAUGCUGCUGAAGCAUCUGCUACAAUUUGCCAAACUCUAUCUCGAUAUGGCUCGCAGUCAUCCGGCCUCCUUUGUCUUGCUUGGCUGCAUGGACAUUCUCAAUCAUUCGUGGAGCAUCAUCAGCCAGAACGACGCCAAGUCGGCCCUGAAUGGGAACUUCGACUGGGAGGUGUAUCGCAAUGGAGACAUUAGUGACGCAUCACCAAACGAAAAGCUUUCCCUCAAAGCGCUACUGCUAUUUCGAGCAUGCCUGAAGAUGGUGUUCAACCCCGUCCAGACAUUCAAGUACCAGACUAUCCAGGACAAAGAAGACAGGAAAAAUGCCGUCGACUAUGUGAAAAAUACCGUACUCACUGAAGUGUUUGUGGUCCAACUCAUGGAGAUUCUAGUGACCCAAUACUUUGUCCUCCGGCCCUCCGACUUGAGAGACUGGGAACAAGAACCUGACGAGUGGGAAAGACGUGAAGAGGAAAUCGCAGAUGCGUGGGAAUUCUCGAUUCGGUCCUGUUCCGAGAAGCUAUUUCUUGACCUUGUGAUCAACUUCAAAGAGUUGCUCGUACCACGGUUACUCCAAGUUUUCUACGAAUAUGCAAAUACCACGAACACCAACGUCCUGCUGAAGGACAGCUUGUACUCGGCGAUCGGCAUUGCAGCGGCGUGCCUAGAAGAUGUCCUUGACUUCAACACGUUUCUGCGGACAACGUUAGUACCAGAAGUGCAACUGAACCACCCAAAUUACAACAUUCUGCGACGCCGCACAGCGAUUUUGCUUGGUCAGUGGGUACCUAUCAAACCAGAAAUCCUCAACCGAGUCGCUGUUUACCAGAUUUUCACCCAUCUUCUGUCCAGUAAUGAGCAGCUCAAUGACCAUGUUGUGCGCGUCACAGCGGGCCGACAGCUACGUCUCGUCCUCGAACCGUUCGAGUUCAAGUUCGCGGAUUUCCAGCCAUAUGCUACACCACUGCUACAGAGUCUUAUGUCUCUCAUCGCUGAGACGGAAUUAUCAGAAACGAAAAUGGCCCUUCUCGAGACAGUCAGAGUUGCCGUUACCAAGCUGGAGGGCCAUAUCGAACCAUACGCGGGAGGCAUCAUGUCUAUGCUGCCGCCACUUUGGGCCGAGUCUGGCGAAGAACACCUCAUGAAACAGGCCAUAUUGACCAUGCUUACAGCCAUUGUCAACAGUCUUGCGCAGAGGAGUCUGUCGUACCAUAAUGCCAUACUUCCGAUUAUCCACGACUCGAUCCAACCAGGGUCAGAGGCCAUCGUAUACUUAUUGGAGGAAGCGCUGGACCUCUGGGCGGCGAUCUUGCAGCAGACACCAAGCAACGAAGCCUCGCCAGAACUCCUUGCCUUGUCACAAUCACUGCUUCCACUGCUGGAAUUGGGUAGUGAUUUGCUGAGGCAGACAUUUGAGAUUGUCGAAUCCUACACGAUCCUGUCGCCCGCAACCGUGCUAUCCCCAACCUUCCUUGGACCUCUUCUCGCAUCAAUGAAAUCCCUUCUAUCGAUGCUUUCAUCCAGUCGAGCACGGGACGCCUCUCUUGCGCCUCACGUGCUUGAGACUCUGCUUGCAGCAAUAUCCGUGAAGUCAGACCCUGCAUUGGAUCCGCAACAAGCGUUGACCCACCUUCUUGAAUUGAUGCUCAGUACCGGCUAUCUCCCGACCCUUCUGGAGCUCCUGAAAGCAGCGUACGAGUAUCAUCAGAACCCGCGACCGAGCAUCCGGCCCCCAGAAAUCAUCGGUCCUGGAGAGGCCAGCCUCUUCACGCUGCUUUCGCGCAUAGCGCUUCUUUCUCCAGAUAAACUCGUCCAAGCCGUCAUCGCUGCCAACAUCAAUUCCACAGCCAGCUCCACCUCUUCAUCUACAGCAGCCUCGCCGUCUCCUUUCCACUGGCUACUGACCGAAUGGAUGCAGCAGAUCGAUAGUAUCGGCGACAUUCUGCGCAAAAAACGCCAGGUCCUGGCACUGACCAAUCUACUAACAGCAACAACCUCGCCCCUCCCAGAGUUGAUGUACGACAACCUCCAGUCUUUGCUUACCAUGUGGACCGAUGUCGUCGUCGAGUUGCGCGAGGAAGCCGCUGAAGAAAGCGAGGGCGACUACCUUUGGCAUAACAAGCCAGGCGAAGUUCCUGAGUGGCCGGACGCGACGCCCGAAGACGGGCGUAAGCGAGCGAUCAGCAACCAAGACCCGGUCUACACCUUCAACAUUCGCGAGUUCAUCGGCGUGAGGCUGCGGCAUGCUAUGGAGCGAGCGGGCGGUCCUGCAGCAUUUGAGCGCGACUGGCUCAGCCGCAUAGAUUCGGCCGUGCUGAAGGCAUUUGUCGACCUGAAAUUGUUGUGA
Capronia epimyces CBS 606.96 is the source of this 3168-nucleotide messenger RNA. RefSeq lists its product as uncharacterized. Gene Ontology annotation, cellular component: nuclear envelope; cytosol. The transcript has a single exon. The record is from RefSeq and is a predicted model, not a curated record. Gene Ontology annotation, molecular function: small GTPase binding. Lineage: Eukaryota; Fungi; Ascomycota; Eurotiomycetes; Chaetothyriales; Herpotrichiellaceae. The coding region runs from base 1 to 3168 and encodes 1055 amino acids. Gene Ontology annotation, biological process: protein import into nucleus.